ACACUCGACGAAAAUACUCAAACGCUGGAUGUUCAAAAUUGGAAAUAAUGGGCAAACCAAGUAAAGAAAAAAUAGUGGCAUUAAUAGCAAUGAUGCAAAGAAGUAUAGAAGGCAUAUUGAAAAAUAACUCAAGGAUAAACAAUGAAAAAAAAUUGAAUAACACAAAUGGUCUGAACGAACCUUUAUAA
Messenger RNA from Racocetra persica, 188 nucleotides. Lineage: Eukaryota; Fungi; Glomeromycota; Glomeromycetes; Diversisporales; Gigasporaceae. The record is from the annotation of a GenBank genome assembly.